Molecule: messenger RNA, 1248 nt
Organism: Penicillium pulvis
Lineage: Eukaryota; Fungi; Ascomycota; Eurotiomycetes; Eurotiales; Aspergillaceae
Exons: 9
Coding region: 1-1248 (415 amino acids)
Molecular function (GO): monooxygenase activity; FAD binding
Source: RefSeq, a predicted model, not a curated record
AUGACAAACGAAAAACUGCGAAUUAUCAUUGUUGGCGGCGGGAUCGCCGGCCUCACCUCCGCAAUCGCUCUCCGCGCCCCGAAUAGACAAAUCAUAGUCCUGGAGCAAUCGCGCCUAAAUCGAGAAAUCGGUGCCUUAAUUUCACUUCAGCCCAAUGCCUCCAGGAUCAUGGAGACGACAUGGGGGCUCGGCGCGGAGAUGGAAGAGGCGCGCGGGAUGGUGGAUGAGGGACUCCGCAUUUUCGACACGGACGGAUCUCUUGUCAAUGAGAUUCCACUCUUGUCCAAGACCGAGUACGGUGGAAGCCGUAUCAUCUAUCACCGGAAUGACUUGCAUGAAGCUUUGAAGUCAGCGGCUACAUCUAGCCAAAGAAAAGGAGAGCCGGCGACCAUUCGGGUGUCGUCUAGAGUUGUAAGCUGUGAUCCCAGCGAAGGAGAGGUAAUUCUUGAGAGUGGUGAAGUGUUGACGGCCGAUAUUAUCAUCGGUGCGGAUGGAAUACAUAGCGUAUUGCGGAAAUCUGUACUCGAAGAUGAACCUGCUGCUAUGCCCACGGGUACCUCCGCUUAUCGUCUGAUGAUACCCUCAGAAGUUCUUGAAAAACAAGAGCCCCAGUUCUGUACAAAGAUUAACCCCAGAGAUCCAUAUACGUCUAUGAUUGUAGGACAUAAUUGUCGACUUGUCAUGGGCCCGGGCAGGAGAGGCGACAUGUAUGGUGUUGUCGCAAUGGUCCCCGAUGAGAGAAUGAACGAGGACCCCAGUCUUCGACAAUCAUGGGUAUCUGAAGGAAGUAUGGAUAAACUUCUUGAUACUUUUGCCGAGUUUCCUAGUUGGUUAACUAGCAUAUUCAAACACUCCCCAGAUCUCGGCUUGUGGCAAUUGCGUGACAUGGAUCCAUUGAGCACAUGGCAUCGCGGUCGCACCUUUUUGAUCGGCGAUGCUGCGCAUCCAAUGCUGCCAACGCAGGGCCAAGGUGCAAGUCAAUCCAUUGAAGAUGCAGAAGCAUUGGGUGCAUUUUUCGAGGACAUCGAACAAAGUCCAUCUAUGGAGCAACUUGAGGGAAUCUUCGAGAAAAUCUUCCGAUCUCGACAUGAGAGGGUCAGUCUGAUCCAAGGCUAUAGCCGACAGGCCGCGAAACCAGGUGCUGUCAAGGAGCAGAAGACUGUUACCAUGAAACCUGACGAAUUCAUGGAUUAUAAUUGCAUGUAUCGCGGCGCAAAGAAAUGGUUACAGACAGUAUCGCCAGUUUGA